AUGCCCAAGAAGCGAGUUCUAGUAGGCUACGGCAUCGACGUCGACGCCGUAGCAAACUGGCUCAACACCACCGACGGCUCCGUCCAAAAUCCAACCAACGUCUCCCGAGGCAUCUACGGCGCCACAGUCGGCCUCGACCGCCUGCUAACGCUCUUCUCCCGCAACUCCAUCAAAGCAACCUUCUUCACCCCAGCACACACCCUUGAAUCCUUCCCAGAGCAACUCGCCAAGGUCCGCGAUGAUGGCCACGAAAUCGGCCUGCACGGCUACACGCACGAGUACCCCUCCACCCUCUCCGCUGAGCAACAGAAAGCCGUGCUGGACAAAUCCAUCUCCGUAUUGACAGAUUUCUGUAGCAAGGCUCCGCUCGGUUAUACGGCGCCGGCUUGGUCGACGUCGAGGCAGCUGAUACCGCAGCUGGAGGAGGCUGGGAUUCUGUACGAUCACAGCUUCAUGCACCACGAUCUUCAGAUGUACUUUGCGCCGGAUAACUCGCAUUCCUGGAUCGAGACGAAUAACAGCCAGUCUGCGGACAGCUGGAUGAAACCUAUGGGAAAGAUCAAAUCGAGCAGCAUCGUCGAGAUCCCGGCGAAUUGGCACAUCGACGAUUGGCCUCCUCUCAACCCCAUCCCCGGCCGGGCGGGAGCACAAGGGUUCGUGGAUACUGCGGUGAUCGAGAAGUUGUGGAAGGAGCAGUUUGAUUUCGGGUACAGGGAGUAUGAUACCUUUAUCUUCCCGAUGAGCAUCCAUCCGCAGGUCUCGGGAAAGCCGCAGGUGAUUUUGAUGCAUGAGCGGAUGAUUGAGUAUAUCAACCAGCAUGAGGGUGUUGAGUGGAUGACGUUUGGUGAAAUGGCGAAAGAGUACCUGGGAGGUAAGAUUGCGGGCGCGAAGGUAGAAGGUGGCGCGGAUCGAUAG
Messenger RNA from Saxophila tyrrhenica, 915 nucleotides. RefSeq lists its product as uncharacterized. The record is from RefSeq and is a predicted model, not a curated record. The coding region runs from base 1 to 915 and encodes 304 amino acids. Lineage: Eukaryota; Fungi; Ascomycota; Dothideomycetes; Mycosphaerellales; Extremaceae. Gene Ontology annotation, biological process: carbohydrate metabolic process. The transcript is spliced from 2 exons. Gene Ontology annotation, molecular function: hydrolase activity, acting on carbon-nitrogen (but not peptide) bonds.